AAUGCAAAGCUAUUCUAGGGAAAUAAAACAUAAGAAGGUGAGUUUGUUUCUUCAAGUUUGCUAAUUUUUAGUUAUGAUCAGAUCACACUUUCUAGAAUGCGUGGCUGUUGUUGCUAUCUGUGUCCUAAGUGUCGGUGCGCUGGACACGUUUAUCGCUGCAGUGUAUGAGCAUGCAGUUAUACUACCAAACAGAACAGAAACACCUGUUUCAAAAGAAGAAGCUUUGCUCUUGAUGCACAAGAACAUAGAUAUUUUGGAGAAAGCAGUUAAGCUGGCAGCCAAGCAGGGUGCACAAAUCAUUGUGACCCCAGAAGAUGGAAUCUAUGGUUGGAUCUUCACCAGGGAGAGCAUUUACCCCUAUUUGGAGGAUGUACCAGACCCUAAAGUGAACUGGAUUCCAUGUAGAGACCCCAAGAGAAAUAGCUAAAAUAUAACAAGUUGUGGAAAUGUCUAUUGAAAUAGAUUUGGCUACACACCAGUUCUAGAAAGACUCAGCUGCCUGGCCAAGGACAACUCUAUCUAUGUCGUGGCAAAUAUUGGGGACAAGAAGCCAUGCAAUGCCAGUGACUCUCAGUGUCCCCCUGAUGGCCGUUACCAAUACAACACUGACGUGGUCUUUGAUUCUCAGGGUAGACUGGUGGCACGCUACCAUAAGUACAAUCUUUUUGAACCUGAAAUUCAAUUUGAUUUCCCCAAGGAUUCAGAAUUUGUGACUUUUGACACUCCAUUUGGGAAGUUUGGUAUUUUUACUUGCUUUGACAUUUUUUCUCACGAUCCAGCUGUGGUGGUAGUGGAUGAGUUUCAAGUGGACAGUGUUGUCUACCCCACAGCAUGGUACAACACCCUGCCCCUCCUCUCUGCUGUUCCGUUCCAUUCGGCCUGGGCCAGAGCCAUGGGAGUCAAUCUACUUGCUGCGAAUACCCACAACACAAGCAUGCACAUGACAGGUAGUGGAAUCUAUGCCCCAGAAGCAGUCAAGGUGUAUCACUAUGACAUGGAGACAGAGAGUGGCCAGCUGCUGCUAUCAGAAUUGAAGUCUUGGCCUCGCCGUGAGCCCACCUACCCUGCGGCUGUUGACUGGAGUGCUUAUGCCAGAAGUGUCAAGCCAUUCUCCUCCGAGCAGUCAGAUUUUCCAGGGAUGAUUUAUUUUGAUGAGUUUACUUUCACGGAGCUUAAGAGAAACACAGGAAAUCAUUCAGUUUGCCAGAAAGACCUCUGUUGCCACUUAACCUACAAGAUGUCUGAGAAGCGAGCAGAUGAGGUCUAUGCACUAGGUGCUUUUGAUGGACUACACACAGUAGAAGGCCAAUAUUACUUGCAGAUAUGCACAUUACUGAAGUGCCAAACCCCUGACCUGAGAACUUGUGGGGAGCCUGUGGGAUCAGCUUUUACCAAGUUUGAAGAAUUCUCCCUCAGUGGCACAUUCAGCACGCGUUAUGUUUUCCCACAGAUCAUUCUAAGUGGGAGUCAGCUUGCUCCUGAAAGCCAUUAUGAGGUUUCAAGAGAUGGACGUCUGAGGAGCCAAAAUGGAGUCCCUUUGCCGGUCUUAGUAAUGGCCCUGUAUGGAAGAGUGUUUGAGAAGGAUCCUCCUCGCUUAGGGCAGGGACCCAGGAAGUUACAGUGAUCUCCUUUACCAGAAUUCUUUCAGAAUUAGCGUGGCAAUUAGAGGAAGAAGAGGAAGAGAGCCCUUAGUGUCUGUGUGGAAGAGGUCAAAAACUUACUGAAACAUGAAAUAAACUUAAGAAGAUUUAAAAAG
This is a messenger RNA of Carlito syrichta (Philippine tarsier), 1756 nucleotides long. It is a transcript of the gene VNN3, whose product is annotated as vanin 3. Gene Ontology annotation, molecular function: hydrolase activity, acting on carbon-nitrogen (but not peptide) bonds, in linear amides. Lineage: Eukaryota; Metazoa; Chordata; Mammalia; Primates; Tarsiidae. The transcript is spliced from 7 exons. The record is from RefSeq and is a predicted model, not a curated record. Bases 893 to 1624 code for a protein of 243 amino acids.